CAUUAGUAUUGGUGUGCAUAUGUUUAAUCUUAAAAAAGAUAUACAUAAUAUAUUUUGUGAAGAAAAAUGGUGACAAAAAUAUUUGGUGAGUUUGAAGUUUGAACGACUCCUGGUUCUUGGGGUUGGAGUCUUCGUCUCCUUCUUCGCUACGCUACGCUACAUACAUAUCCGCGUAAGAAGAACCCAUCAAAUAAAGGACUCUCUUCUCUACACCAAUUAAAACCAGGCCUUCCUAGUUUUCUUGAAUUUAAUUGAAUUCAAUCCAAUUUUGUUUUCAAUUGGGAUUUUCCAUGGGAACUCCGGAAUUCCCUGAUCUGGGUAAGCAUUGCUCCGUUGACGAAUGCAAGCAGAUCGAUUUCUUACCCUUCACCUGUGAUCGCUGCCGUCUGGUGUUUUGUUUGGAGCACCGGAGCUACAUCAAACACCAUUGUCCAAAGGCUGAUAGAAACGAUGUCACUGUUGUCAUUUGUCCACUCUGUGCCAAAGGUGUUCGUCUAAAUCCCGACGAGGACGCAAAUAUUACUUGGGAAACACAUGUUAACACUGAUUGUGAUCCAUCAAAUUAUGAGAGGGUCACAAAGAAGAAAAUAUGUCCAGUACCCAGAUGCAAGGAGAUCCUAACAUUUUCAAACACACUCAAGUGCAGGGACUGCUUAGUAGACCAUUGUUUGAAGCACCGGUUUGGAGCUGACCACAAAUGUCCCGGACCAAAGAAACCAGAAUCAAGUUUUGGAUUUAUGAGUCUUCUAAAUAGGAGUAAGAAAGAGGAGCAGAAACCAGGUAGAGCUCCAGCUACAUCUUCUUCGAAAUGGGCUUCCAGCUUUCUUAAUGCUGCAUCGAGCGUACGAGCCUCUGCUGAAGCAAGUGUGACAAAGUUGAGCAAUGAAAUUAGCCAAAAAUGGCAGAUUGCAAAGGAUGGUGUGGGACAGACCAGUAACAGUAAUGACCAAAUGGAGGUUUGUCCGCAAUGUGGUGCAAAGUUUUCUUCUGUUACAACUUUGGUGGAUCACGUGGAGAAAGUCCACGAAAAGGGCGGUGGUAACAGAUUAGGGGGAAAGAAAGUGACAAUUGAUGCAUGCCCCAAGUGCAGUAAAGGGUUUCGGGAUCCUGUUGCGCUUGUAGAACAUGUUGAGAGGGAACAUGGUGGAACUUCACGAGCGUAGAUGAUGAUGGUGUCGAUACUAGUUAACUUCUGAUGAAGUUAUUCUUAUUCUUAAUCGUUCCGAGGCUGUCAAAUGCAGAAGUCUCUGGAGCAGUGAGUAAAAUAUUUGUUUCUUCGAACUGUAUUUAACUUCAAAAUGGCCAAUUGUGCAUGUUGGACUAACCUGCUGAAGUCAAAUCUAGCUCAUGAUUCGUUUAAUGGUUUCAGUUACUGAAGGUUUCGAAUUGCAGAUAUAUUUAUAUUGAACAUAUGUCAUUCAAGAAUGGGAAGAAAGAUUCAUUUAUGCCUUCAUGUUUGAGUGUUUUCUUCUUCUUCUUCUAUUAUGUGUAGUUUGAAAGAGUUAGUACAUUACCCAA
This is a messenger RNA of Cannabis sativa, 1518 nucleotides long. Its product is annotated as zinc finger AN1 and C2H2 domain-containing stress-associated protein 13. Gene Ontology annotation, molecular function: zinc ion binding. The record is from RefSeq and is a predicted model, not a curated record. Bases 291 to 1163 code for a protein of 290 amino acids. The transcript has 2 exons. NCBI's taxonomy places the organism in Eukaryota, Viridiplantae, Streptophyta, Magnoliopsida, Rosales, Cannabaceae. Gene Ontology annotation, cellular component: cytoplasm.